Chenopodium quinoa (quinoa) is the source of this 3102-nucleotide messenger RNA. Its product is annotated as protein NRT1/ PTR FAMILY 5.2-like. The transcript has 4 exons. Gene Ontology annotation, molecular function: dipeptide transmembrane transporter activity; tripeptide transmembrane transporter activity. The coding region runs from base 932 to 2674 and encodes 580 amino acids. Gene Ontology annotation, cellular component: membrane. NCBI's taxonomy places the organism in Eukaryota, Viridiplantae, Streptophyta, Magnoliopsida, Caryophyllales, Amaranthaceae. The record is from RefSeq and is a predicted model, not a curated record. Gene Ontology annotation, biological process: transmembrane transport; dipeptide transport.
AAGAUAUAUUCAUUAGAUAAAAGAUCGAGCAAUGUAAACUUAACUCACUUUGCCGUUUCAUAAAAGAAUGUACUUUAUAGGUCAUAACUCGUAAUGAAACGAUGAUAUAAAUCACAUUCAAGUAAAUUAUAUGCUCAUAUAUAUACAACAUAUUUACCGCUAGUAUGCUAAUAACAUUUAUGGCAUGUUCUGAGUAAGUAGGAAGCAAGAAGAGAAGAAGAUGAGCAGCCAUAAUUGAGGAGCUUUGAGAGAAAAGAUAGAAAAAAAAAAAACUGCAUUUAUUAAUUGUAUUAUUGAGGAGCUACUUGUAUUAUGAUAAUAACAAACAUCCCAAAAUCGAGGAAACAAACAUAAACUAACUAAACCAAUUUGACUAUACCAUGAACUCCAAAACAAUAAGUGGCAAUGAAUAGAAAUGAUGGUGUUCAAAGCCAUGAACUAUGUCAUAAAAUCUAUGUCAUGAAAGGCCAUUCGAACCAUAAUUCAUGUCAAUUAGUUUAAUUUUACAACAGUAUUAUUAUAUUUUAUUUCUUCUGCUUAUCUUUAUUUCUUGUUCUUUUACUAAACGUGUCAUAAGCUUAUAAACCGUGAGUAGGUGCUUUAAAUGAGGUGACUCCGUGGCAUAAUAAUUGAUAAAUAAAUGCACACAUAUUGAGAGUAUCAAAACAAAAAUCCUAACAAUGAUAAUAUAGUAUAUAACCUCUAAGUCUAACAAACCAAGGAGCUACAUACGUUCAAAAACAUUAAUAGUAGAUUAGUAGUAUUAGGAAUCCCAUGAUACUCGCUAUCUCGUAAGCAUCUUAUAAAAAAAAAAAAAAAACUAAGUAUCCCCACAUUAAUUAGCUGCUACGGUGCUACCUAGUUUGUUUUAAUAUGCUAAUUACUAAUUAGACAGCCAAUAAUUCAAUUAAUUGAAAGUCAUCUAUUAUCAAUGGCUAUUGAAGAAGCAGGAAUUGAUGAUUACACAAAAGAUGGAACAGUUGAUCUCAAAGGCAACCCUGUUCGUAGAUCCAAGCGUGGUGGUUGGAGAGCUUGCUACUUUUUUGUCGUGUACGAGGUGUUUGAGAGGAUGGCAUAUUAUGGAAUAUCAUCAAAUUUGGUGUUGUACAUGACAAGAAAACUUCACCAAGGAACAGUGGAGUCAGCCAACCAUGUAACUAAUUGGGUAGGCACCAUUUGGAUGACUCCUAUUAUCGGUGCUUAUAUCGCUGAUGCCUACCUUGGACGUUAUCGAACUUUUCUCAUUUCUUGUGCCAUUUAUCUUUCGGGAAUGUCACUUCUAACACUAGCAGUUUCACUUCCUGGGCUGAAAUCACCUCCUUGCAAUGAAGCCCAAUUAUCCAAUUGUAAGAAGGCCUCACCACUUCAACUAGCUGUUUUUUAUGGAGCACUCUAUAUCUUAGCAGUUGGGACAGGUGGGACCAAGCCCAACAUCUCAACAAUUGGGGCAGACCAAUUUGAUGAUUUUGAGCCCAAAGAGAAGGCACAAAAACUCUCAUUCUUCAAUUGGUGGGAGUUUAGUAUUUUCUUUGGAACCUUGUUUGCUAACACAAUCUUAGUCUAUGUUCAAGACAAUGUGGGCUGGACUCUAGGUUACGCGCUACCGACUAUUGGGCUUGCCAUAUCCAUUUUAAUAUUUUUAUCUGGAAGUCCCUUUUAUAGGCAUAGAUUGCCUAAUGGAAGUCCCUUCACAAAGAUGGCUAAGGUUAUUAUGGCUGCCAUUAGGAACCGGAACGCGUCGUUCCCUAGUGACCUUAAGCAGUUGUACGAGCUCGACUUGGUUGAGUACACCAAGGGUGGGAUGUAUAGAGUGGAAUCAACUUCAUCAUUAAGGUUCCUAGACAAAGCCGCGAUAGUCACAGGUUCAAAGGAUCCUUGGAAGUUAUGCACGGUUACACAAGUGGAAGAGACGAAGCAAAUGAUAAGAAUGCUUCCAAUCUUGAUUACGACCUUCAUCCCAAGCACGAUGUUAGCACAAGGACAAACCCUUUUCGUCAAGCAAGGUACCACAUUGGAUAGGAGCAUAGGCAAGUUCCACAUCCCACCAGCAUGCCUAACCGGGUUUACAACAUUCUCAAUGCUCGUUUGUGUCGUUCUAUAUGACAAAAUCUUCGUAAAAUUCAUGAGAAAACUAACUAAAAAUCCAAGAGGGAUUACAUUGCUUCAAAGAAUGGGACUUGGCCUAGUAAUUCACACAAUCAUUAUGAUAGUUUCAUCAUUAGUUGAGAGGAGAAGACUUAGUUUUGCUAGGGAACAUGGUAUGGUUGAAAGUGGUGCACAACUUCCUGUAACAAUUUUCAUUUUACUCCCUCAAUUCGUUCUCUUAGGGGUUGCUGAUGCAGUCCUAGAAGUGGCAAAACUCGAGUUCUUCUAUGAUCAAGCUCCUGAGGGAAUGAAGAGUCUUGGAACAUCUUAUUCAACUACGACUAUAGGUAUUGGGAAUUACAUUAGUAGUUUCCUCCUAUCAACAGUUGCGCACCUUACAGCCGAGCAUGGACACCAAGGGUGGAUUUUGAACAACCUUAACGCCUCUCAUCUUGAUUAUUACUAUGGGUUCUUUGUGAUACUUAAUGUGGUAAAUUUCAUCAUUUUCUUGCUUAUAGUUAGGUCUUAUGUUUAUAGGGCUGAAAUUUUCGAUUCAUUGGACGUGCUUAGAGAUGAAUUGCAUCAAUGACGACUAUUUUGCGACAAUUAUUGAACAGGAUUAUUUGGAAAUGUAUAUUCCCCCACAUAUGAAAUUGACAUCAUAUAAUUUGUUUUCUUACAAAAGUUUUUUUUUUUUUUUUUUUAUAUUUUUUAAUAUUUUUUUAAUAUUUUGUGACAAGAUUUGAUUUCAUAUCUUGAAUACUACGGAGUACAUUACUACCUGAUAACACUUAAACAAACUAAGUUGUACCCAACUCCACUCUGUUGGUAAAAAUACCUGUCGAUUCCAAUACAAAAAAUAGAGAAGAUGAAAGGGAAAAUACUUGAUUGAAGAUCUCAAACUCACAGUCGCGCCGUGGAACAAUAAUCCACUGCCUUAGAAGCGAAAUACGCCACCACCGGUACAGGUUUCUAGAUGACGCACGCCCCCCAAGUUUAAUGAAACUCUCCCCGUAA